This is a messenger RNA of Medicago truncatula (barrel medic), 1225 nucleotides long. RefSeq names its product chaperonin-like RbcX protein 2, chloroplastic. The coding region runs from base 356 to 1027 and encodes 223 amino acids. The transcript has 5 exons. NCBI's taxonomy places the organism in Eukaryota, Viridiplantae, Streptophyta, Magnoliopsida, Fabales, Fabaceae. The record is from RefSeq and is a predicted model, not a curated record. Gene Ontology annotation, molecular function: protein folding chaperone. Gene Ontology annotation, biological process: ribulose bisphosphate carboxylase complex assembly.
ACAAUUUUAGACCUCAAAAAUAUGUCUGGUUAACGUCCACACACACCCUUAAAAAAAUCUUCACACCCUUCUUCUCCUUUUGUUUACUUUUCCUUGCACCAAUUUGCCUCCUCUUUCUCUUCUUCAACCUUCAAACAAACUCUUCAUCCGUCUUUGACCGUAACAGUACAAGUUCCAACUUUUUUGCAUACCUUUUAUUAAAUACCUACUUAGGUGCAUAUUUUGUAUUGUUGUGUAUCUAUUUAUUAAGCUUCUUUCUCUCUUUAACACCACUUUUACAUUUGUGUACGUUUUCAAGAGUUGUUUCUUGUUAUUGUUGUUGUUAUUGCUGAUACUUUGAAUUUGUGAGAGGAAUAUGGUAGGAGCAAUAUCUGUUAUUGGUUCAUCAAUGAUGGACUCACACACUGGUCCAUGUUUGUGUGUGGAUGCACUUCCAACAACUAAUAUGAAUCUCAAGAUUGGUUGUGGGGAUGUUGUUUUGUGGAAGAAUUUGAUGGGAAAGAAGCAUUUGGAAAAGCGCGGCGGCGGAAGAACUAUGGGGUUGAGUAGUUCUUUUACUGAUCCUGGAAGAGAAUGGAGAGUCAAGUUUAGCAGAAGUUGCAAGAAGCAAAGGAGUGAAGAUAGGAGAGUUACCAUUGUUAGUGAGCUUGGUGGUCAAUAUGAGGACACUUUUGAGGAUGUUAAAACGCAAAUGCUCAACUAUUUCACGUACAAGGCUGUGAGGACUGUUAUGCAGCAGCUGUAUGAGAUGAACCCACCUAAAUACACGUGGUUUUAUAACUUUGUUGUAUCAAACAAACCACAAGAUGGAAAACGUUUUAUCCGAUUGCUUGGGAAGGAACAACAAGAGCUUGCUGAAAGAGUGAUGUUGACUCGGCUUAACCUUUAUGCUAAAUGGGUCAAGAAAUGUAAUCAUGCUGAGAUAUAUAAUCAAAUAUCAGAUGAAAACUUGGAGUUGAUGAGGGAACGACUCAUGGAGACAGUAAUAUGGCCCUCAGAUGACAGCAGCUCAGAAUUAAUUGGUUGAUAUGAAUGAACAUUGUUCCUUUCUGUUUCCAACCUUUUGUUUGAUUCCUAGUCUAGGUGUAAACUUUAUUUUUAUACCAACAUGUAUUGUUUCCAAAUGUGUCAUUUUCCCGUAACAGGAUUACCAGAUUUAUAUUAUGUAAAUUGUGUAUAUAUCAGCACCUUUUAAAUACAGAGUCCAUUAUUUUGAAUUGUUUGA